AUGAACUUAAGUCGAAAGGGUCGCACGGCUCUCCAUAUUGCUGCGGAGUUUGCAAAUACUACUGACAUUCUCGAAUAUCCCUCUGAGUGCCAAACCAAAUCUUUUGAAUAUGCUGGAGUAUCUGAAAUCAACCCUAGAGUUACUGCUAUACAUGAGCUCGGUAUGGCUGUAAGCCUUAACCGUCUGGAUGUUAUCCGAGCCUUGUUAGCCCGCGAUGAACUGAGGGGCUGGGGUGAUGAAACCUGGGCGCCUGACAUGGGCAUACAACAGCUCAAGCCGCUUGAGUGUGCUAUCGAAAAGUAUUAUUUGGAAGCCUUGGAUCUCUUGCUCGAGAAUCGCCAGUUUCCGUAUGACCAAGCUCUUGUUGACAAGUGCAAGUCACUGGCCUCUCAGUGGGGAGCUCAAAAAGGACCGCGUCUACUUCAUGCGAAGCAAAUCUUAAAGAAGUUGAAGCAAACUAUGGGUGCUCAGGAAUGUCACCUUCGUGCCUCGCCCCGAGAUGUUCCUAUUCAGACAAUCCCGAGAUAUGAAUUCUCUAUUUUCCUUUCAGUUUCUCGAUAUCUUCGACAUUCCUUUAUAAAAGCUCAAUAG
Aspergillus niger is the source of this 591-nucleotide messenger RNA. RefSeq lists its product as hypothetical. The coding region runs from base 1 to 591 and encodes 196 amino acids. The transcript has 2 exons. NCBI's taxonomy places the organism in Eukaryota, Fungi, Ascomycota, Eurotiomycetes, Eurotiales, Aspergillaceae. The record is from RefSeq and is a predicted model, not a curated record.